AUGUGGGCGGAGGUUUUAUAUUUUUCUUACUUCGUCGCGAUGAAUGAGAAGGAUAUCGGAGCCAACUUCCAACAGGAAUUAUAUGCUCGAUGCGCUCGUGGCGACCAUGACAUCGAAAAGAAAUAUGGACCUUGCGGCAUCAUCACCGCCCUCGCAUGCUUCCCUUGUGGCCUGAUCUGUCUCUUCAAGGACGUUACAAAGAAAUGCUCUCGUUGCGGGACUGUCGUUUCAUAG
This is a messenger RNA of Somion occarium, 234 nucleotides long. The record is from the annotation of a GenBank genome assembly. Lineage: Eukaryota; Fungi; Basidiomycota; Agaricomycetes; Polyporales; Cerrenaceae.